ACAUGGCAUCACUGUCCAACUGAUUUUCUUUUUGCUUUCCAAAAAACAAUCCAGAGCUGCAAUGUUUUGAUUGAAAAUUAAGUGCGCCGUGCAAAAGGGAGUGCCAAAUCAUCAAAAUUAAAGACUUUUUUACGUGAAUUUGUGUACAAAUUAAAAUCUGAUAAUGCCCCAAGGUCGCAGAAAGGUUCCAUUUAGUGGAAAGCAGAAAAAGCAGCAACUAAUCGCUAAAAAGCAAGCUAAAUCUAGCACAUCGCAUAACAUUAUCCGUAAAUUACGCGACGAGGAAUCUAGCGACAUCAGCGAGGACAGUGACUUUCCGAAAACGUUUCACGAAAAUGUCGAAAAGAUCAACCUCCAACCGACGAAAGACCCCCGCAGCAAGGCCAAUCGUUACGUUUUGCAGUUCCAUCGGGAAACCGGCAAGGAGCUGCGCGAAAUGAAGGAGGAAGCACUAAAGGCUCUGGUGCCUUGCCAACCGGAGGAAUUAGAGCUGGCUGACAACUACUUCGUCGGGUAUGAGUUUCCCAAGCGACCCAAGUGGACCUACGAAAUGUCCAAAGAGCAGCUGGAUAGUAACGAGAAUCGAUACUUUUUCAAAUACAUCACAUACAUGGAGAAGACACACUAUGACGAUAUGAAAUCGUUGAGUUUUUGCGAGCUUAAUUUGGAAACUUGGCGACAGUUGUGGAGGGUGCUUGAACUAUCCGACAUUGUGCUGGUGAUCGUUGAUGCUCGCUUUCCUACGCUGAUGUUUCCACCAUCGCUAUAUCACUAUGUGACGAACGAUCUUGGAAAAGGGAUGAUACUGGUUAUUAACAAAGUAGAUCUUGUGGAUCCGGAAGCGGUUCUAGCCUGGAAACGUUAUUUUCAACAAACGUACAAAGAUAUAAAAAUUGUCCUCUUUACGUCCUAUCCUUCAUAUAAUCUGCGUGGAAAGCAGGAGAGCAAACAGGGUCUGAAAAUCAGACGUCGCAAGGGACGAAUGCGUAUGGCCGCUGAAGGUGCGCAGCAAAUUUACGGCAUUUGUCGCGAGUACGUGGGAGAUGAGGUGAAUCUGAGCUCGUGGCAGCAGAAAAUUCUCGAAGAACGAUGCGCCCCAAUGGAUGUGGACGGUGACGACGACGACGCUUGCGAGGCGGAACACAUUCACGAAGAAGAGAAAGAUUUCUCUUUCGAAGAGCAUAUCAAAUUUAAAGAUGGAGUACUAACAAUCGGGUGCAUCGGAUUUCCCAAUGUUGGAAAAUCUUCCUUGCUCAACGCGGUUAUGGGUAAAAAGGUAGUUUCGGUAAGCCGAACUCCAGGCCAUACGAAACAUUUUCAAACUAUCUUCCUAACCAAUACGGUUCGCCUCUGUGAUUGUCCGGGUUUGGUCUUCCCAUCUGCCAUCCCUCGCAAGCUUCAGGUUCUCAUGGGCAGCUAUCCGAUAGCCCAGUUGCGCGAACCCUAUGCCUCCAUAAAGUUCCUAGCCGAACGAUUGGAUCUUCCGGCCUUACUCUCGUUGAAGCAUCCGUCGAAUGACAACAGCGAGCAAUGGUCAGCCAUAGACGUUUGCGAUGCUUGGGCAACUAAACGUGGCUUCCUCACCGCUAAAACGGCCCGUCCAGAUACCUACCGUGCCGCCAACAACAUCCUGAGAAUGGCUCUUGACGGAAAGAUCACCCUCUCGCUCAAACCUCCAGGUUUUCAUCAACUGCAAGAACAGCUACAUUCGGAUCCUGAGCUAGUGGCAGUGAGAGAAAUUCAAGCCCUGGCUGAAAACAACGACAGAGAAGACGACGACGACUACAUAUCGGACACAGAUACGGAAGACGUUGCCGGCGCCGCUAGUAACGAUGCCGACAACGAGGAGGACGAGGAAGGCAACUCGACUAUAUCACCGAUCAGUUCUAAAAUGUCCAAUCCCUUCUCCUUGCUCGGCAGUCCAGAGUAACUCAAUGUACUCAAUGUUAUCAUGAAAGGUUUUUGAAAUACCUACUUAUACGCUUUUUACUCUAUACAUUAUAUUCAUAUAUUUUACUAUAAAUGUAGUGAACAAAAAGUAGAAAGCUCGGGCGAUGAAGUGAGAAUAAGACUAUGAAAGAACGAAAGUGCGCAGAGUGGUGCUCUUGUGUAUAAAUUAAGAAUUUGCACGCGUUUGUUACGUAUAUUUAUUGUUACACACUCCACACGAUUUGCAGAAGUCUCAAAUGCAUUCUAAAACAGAAUACCUGGUACUGUAUUUUGCCUAUUCGCAAUAAAGAGGUCAUAUGUAGCGGCAGCAGCA
This is a messenger RNA of Armigeres subalbatus, 2263 nucleotides long. RefSeq names its product guanine nucleotide-binding protein-like 1 (gene Ns4). Gene Ontology annotation, molecular function: GTPase activity; GTP binding. The record is from RefSeq and is a predicted model, not a curated record. The transcript has 4 exons. NCBI's taxonomy places the organism in Eukaryota, Metazoa, Arthropoda, Insecta, Diptera, Culicidae. The coding region runs from base 164 to 1930 and encodes 588 amino acids.